AUGGCUGAUUCGCAAAAUCGCCGGCCCCGGUCCCGUCGGCCGCGGGCGAAACCGGAUGGAAACCCGUUUCAGAACCAGAAACAAACCAGUAACUCGCGCGGCGUGGUGACGGAUGUACAGCAAAUUCUAGGUCUGGGACGACCAGGGUUCCAGAAUAGAAGUUAUCCACGUCCCAGGGACUCAAAAUACCUACUAAAGCCUCCACCUUCAUUCUUUUACCUUGAGGAGAAGGUUGAUCCAUGGGACGCUGGCAACCAGGCCAAACUAUUACAGCUCGAGAACCAGAUUGGCACGUCUCCAGGCGCCAUAAAGGACCUGAUCACAAAGUUUCAGCAGAUGCGCGAAGACGAGCGUCGUGAAAUGGAGUCAAGAGGACUCGUCGACCGUUUGGACACAAGAAAGGCGCUUUCGGACGCCAUUGUAUUUAUUGGUACAUGUCAGACCAUGUGCCCGAUUUUUGAGCGUGUCAGGCGUAUUUAUGAGAACGAUAUCAAGGCCCUUGAACGCGAACCAGACGGCUUGGUUACCGCUCGCAGGGCAGUCAAGGCUUUCAGUCGUCCGGCAGCUGGUCAGCCGCCGGCUUUGCCUAGCGAUGUACGUCCUCCGCGUGUUUUAAUGGAAACUCUUGGGUAUUUGGUGCAAGAAAUCGUUCCACAACUGCCUAAAAGCCAGUCGUUCCUAUGGGAUCGAACCCGGUCGAUUCGCCAGGACUUUACUUACCAGCACUACGUUGGCCCCGAGGCCGUGAUUUGCAACGAGGUCAUUGUCAGGAUUCACUUGUUGACGUUGCACAUUAUGGCUGGAGAUCCUGGUGAUUACAGUAGCCAGCAGGAGAUCGAGCAGUUAAACAAAGCUCUGCAAACUUUGGACCACCUAUACAAGGAGAGCCAAAAAAAUGGCAUAACAAACCCCAACGAGCCUGAAUUUCGUGCAUACCAGUUACUGAGCCACCUCCGCGACCCCGAAAUGGAUUAUAUGGUAACAACUCUUCCGCCCCAUGUUGCUCAACAUCCAUUUGUACUGUUGGCGUUGGAACUGCGUGCUUUAGCAGCAUCAGGUACUCGGCAGGCUUUGAUUGCUUCUUUUUUCAAACGUGUCCGUUCACCGGAUGUUCCUGUGCUAUUCCAAUGUCUUGCUGAAACCCAUUUUGUUUCCAUACGGCUCGCUGGAAUCCAGGCACUUUAUCGAUCAUUACACCACCGUACGCUACGGAAAUACUCUCUUCAACGAUUUGAAGAGCUUCUUGGGUUUGACCAAGGAGGUUCUGAGGCCUUUAGGUCAUACUAUGAUCUCAAAACUGAAGGAGAGUUUGUGCUGCUAGAGGGGUUUAAAGAGCCAGAGAGCAAAAAAGCGAUGGCUCAGCCCUGCGAAAGAUUCAUCAGUGAGCGACUGUCGUUUGAUGUUCUGGCGUUCCCUGGCGUGCAAGCACGAAAGAUCGGCCCAACAGACUAUGAGAUUAGGCAGUUCAUUGACAAGUUGAUAGCCAAAGAGCCCAUCCAUCAAAUUGUGAUUCAAGAACACCAAAAAGCUUUAAAGCUAAAGUUGCAGCAGAAAAGAGACCUUGAAAAGGCCAAAGCUGAAGCUGAACGACAACAAGCAGUCGCACAGGCCGAAAGGGCAGCAGCCGCUAAGGCAGACGCCGAGAGAUCGGCUCAAAAGGCCGCUGCAGCAAAAGAAGAAGCCGAACGCGCUGCUGCAGCACGAAAAGCUGAAAAUGAAAGAGCGAUGGCUAUGGCAGCAGCUCACCAACUACGAAAGAAACAACGCGAUACUUUUGUUUCCCAGGUCGCAUCAAAUGCUCUUGAUCUGCUGCUGGCAGUGGUCCAAGAAAGUACGCAUAAUGAUAUCUCGCUCCUGGCCAGAGCUGAGCGGCUAUACCGACGAAGUCUGGUGAAAAAGACGCUUAAAAUGCUACGAAAAGAGGCAACAUCAGUUGUAAGCCGAAAGAGACGACUACAGGAAGCUUUGGAAGCAGAGGCUAUGAUAAGACAGACCCGUCCGCGACGUGUUCGUCAAAACCAGCCGACAACUAUAGACGAAACGCACCUCAGCCAAUUGUUUCGGUCCAGGUCGCGCACUUCGUCUACCCCGCCUUCACCAGCGGUGGUCGAAGAGCCCCCCAAACCCAUACGGCCGCCGUCGCCUCUUUUGUUCAAGCCUAAAAAACCAGUCAAACGGACUGUUGAUGUACUGGAUGUCCCAUCUCUACGACAUAAAAGGCCAACAAACGAACGGCCCGUUGAACGACCAUUGCAACGACCCCGAGUUCCUGCGGUUCCGAAAGCCAUUCAGAAUUUGCGCAACUUGAUUUCUAGCGCAUUAAAAGAUGUAUAG
Messenger RNA from Wickerhamiella sorbophila, 2334 nucleotides. RefSeq names its product Nuclear mRNA export protein SAC3. The transcript has a single exon. NCBI's taxonomy places the organism in Eukaryota, Fungi, Ascomycota, Dipodascomycetes, Dipodascales, Trichomonascaceae. Gene Ontology annotation, cellular component: cytoplasm; transcription export complex 2; nucleus. Gene Ontology annotation, biological process: mRNA export from nucleus. Bases 1 to 2334 code for a protein of 777 amino acids. The record is from RefSeq and is a predicted model, not a curated record.